Molecule: messenger RNA, 1293 nt
Organism: Triticum dicoccoides
Lineage: Eukaryota; Viridiplantae; Streptophyta; Magnoliopsida; Poales; Poaceae
Product: proliferating cell nuclear antigen-like
Exons: 4
Coding region: 213-1118 (301 amino acids)
Biological process (GO): mismatch repair; translesion synthesis; leading strand elongation
Cellular component (GO): PCNA complex
Molecular function (GO): DNA polymerase processivity factor activity; DNA binding
Source: RefSeq, a predicted model, not a curated record
ACCUACGACGCCGCACUCCCGCUCGCCGCCGCCGGCCACCGGCGACGAGCCUCCGUCUCCGCCUCCUCUCGCCUAGCAUCCUCUCCCAAACCCCAAGCUAGGAGCCCUCCGCCGCUCUCCCCUCCCAAACCCCUCCUCGCACCCGCCCAGAUCCAAGCGCCCAUCUUCCCCUACGCCGCCGCCGCCGCCGCCGGGCCCUCCAAGAGGCGACCAUGUUGGAGCUGCCCCUGGUGAAGGGGGACCCCUUCCACCAUGUCAUGGAGGCGAUCCUCGACCUGUCCGAUGUGGCCCACGUCGUGUGCACCACAAGGGGCUUGAACCUCCUGGCCGUGGACACCAAACACUUAGCGAUCGUCUCGCUCCUCUUCCCCGCCGAGGACUUCAAGGGCUACACCUGCGACGAGUACAUCUCCAUUGGGAUCCCAAUCCGCGACUUGGUCAAUGCCAUCCGCUGCGGCGACGACAAAGACACCAUCACCCUCAAGGUCGGCGAAGAAAACUUCGGCACCAUUACCUUAUCAUUCGUGUCGCCCGAGAAGAACACUGUGGAUUACGAAUUCCGGCUUGUGGAUGCCAAACUCGAGCGCUUUCGACUCCCAGAUAGGCAUUUUUUGAGAUCCAAGUACCAGGGCUCUGUCAAAAUGCCAUCUGUGGAGUUUAGGCGGAUCUGCAAGUGCCUCAGUAACUUCGGAGAUGAAUAUGGUGUCAUCUCGGUGACUGACGAGGACCUCACAUACUUUGCUAAGGGAACAGAUGGGGACGUCUACGUGGAGUACAAGCAGCAAGAAGAAGAUACUACUAUCUUUAAAAUAGAUGUGCGAGAACCAGUUAGACUGGCCUUUAAUCCGAAGUACUUGAACACCUUCGCCAAGGUGUUCACCCUCUCUGGUCAAGUGAAGCUCUUUCUCUCGAAGACACAUCCCCUCAUGGUCGAAUGCAAAAUUGGACAGAAGGGCCGCAUCAGAUGUUUCGUGGCACCAAAGGUGGAACCAGAGUUCCAAGGGGAAGAGGAAAAGAAAGAGGCCCAAAAAGAAGAAGUUAUCAAUGUAAGCAAGAUGGAAUCUGAUACCGAUGCAAACAAGAAUAAGAAGAGAAAGAGAAAGCUAACUGAUGACUAGCGGGGGGCAACCAAAAACGUCUUCAGUUAGCAUGGAAGUAUGUGUAGUAAGAGUCUGUUUGUGACAAGAGAACUUUUAAGUGUCUUUUGUGUACUUUGAACUAUGAUGUCUGUACUAAGGUGUGAUCUAUGAAGUUCUGUGUUGCCGUCGAAUUCUGAACAAUCUCGUUUGUGAA